AUGGCCCGCGCUGGGCGUCUGCUGCUGCUCUGGUUGCUGCCCGCGACCCUGGUGACGACGCCGGGGAAGCACCCGCCAGAGUCCCACAAGGCCCGCCCAUCGCCAAGUCCCAAGUCCAGGGGCCCCUGCUACCUGGGCCAGAAGCUGCUCCAGGGACCCGGCGCACACGGGGUGGAAUGGCAGGGGGCGGGCCCGGGAGCGCGGGGAGGGGCCUGGAAGCUUCAUUCGUGGCACCCCUCCCUGCCUGCCGCUCGGCUGCACAGCCACCUCUUCCGUCCUUGUGCCCCAGUUUACCCUCUGCCUCCCUCCCCUGGCUCUCCGUCUUCUGGACCCCUGCGGUCUGUGGAUGUUCCAGAACAGUGUGAGGCGGGCGAGCUAAGUUGGCAGGGUGUGGGGGGACACGGAGCUGUGGCGGGCACAGGCAGGCGGCCCUUGACUCGGCAGGAGCACUCAGAGUGCCAGAGCGGCUGCUGCAUCACCAACAGCCUGAGUCCCCAGAAGUUCUGCAGCCCCCAGGCCGUCUUCCAGCAGUGCCUGUCCUGGCAGAAGGUGUGCCCUGCCCGGGCUGGCGAGGGGCAAGGGGCCGGGGAGGGCGGACCCUGGGAAGGAGGGCCGGGGGCCUGGCAGAAGGGACCGGGUCUCCUUCUCCCGCAGCCGAACGGGCGCACCUGCCUGGACCACACGGAGUGCCGGAGCGGCUGCUGUGUCACCAGCGGCUACGGGCUGCAGACGUUCUGCACGGCCAAGACCAUCUUCCUGCAGUGCGUGCCGUGGCGCAAGCCCAACGGGAACUACUGCACGGACCACAGCGAGUGCCGCAGUAAGUGCUGCAUCCAGCUGCACGCGCUCGGCCCCCACCGCUGCGUCCCCCGGAGCGGCGUCCUGGCCCAGUGCCUGCCCUGGGUGAGUCCUGGAACCGGGUCCAGUCUGCCUGUGGGGCUAACUCCAGCGACUGGCCUGAGGGCGGGCGGGCAGUGACCUGGAAGUGGUGUGUCCCCUCCCAGCAGAGGCUGCCAACUGCCUCUGCAGAUCGGCCUCCGUUCCCGUUUCCCGAGGCACAGCCCGGAUGAGGCGUCAGAAAA
Kogia breviceps (pygmy sperm whale) is the source of this 1082-nucleotide messenger RNA. The record is from RefSeq and is a predicted model, not a curated record. NCBI's taxonomy places the organism in Eukaryota, Metazoa, Chordata, Mammalia, Artiodactyla, Physeteridae.